Molecule: messenger RNA, 570 nt
Organism: Phytophthora sojae
Lineage: Eukaryota; Oomycota; Peronosporomycetes; Peronosporales; Peronosporaceae
Exons: 1
Coding region: 1-570 (189 amino acids)
Source: RefSeq, a predicted model, not a curated record
AUGGAGUCUAACCGCCACCAUCCACUGAGGAAGAAUCGCUGUUACGAUUUCCGCCUGACGCCAGAGGAGAAGGAGAAGCUGGCAGCAAAUGGAGUGGUCGCCUCGCAACGAAUGGAAGCCGAGAGUUUUGGGGGCGUCUACCACCGACUGUACAGUGACGUCUUGCCUGUCUUCGUGACAGCGGACUCCAUUCUCCACGCGUGGCACCGCAGUUUUGACGCAUUUCUGAUUAGGUUGGAGACGACGCACCUUUUACCGACACUUGAAGACAUUUUGAGCUCAAGUCUGACGGAGUGCGAGGCGAUGUUGUCAGAUGAGAAAGAAGAGAACUCGAUGGUGUCGACAGCGGUGGGAAAUGUGGUUGAAUAUCUUACUAUUGGGCUAAGCUUACUGCGAGGAACUCUCCAAAAGAAGACCCCAAGGCUUGAAGCACUCUGGGCGGCUAUCCAUGCUGAAGUGACAUCCACCACAGAGAUGCUUGGUUCCCAGCGCACUAUUGACUUCUCACUCUUUAAACGUCGCGGACACUACACCAAGUCUAAAAGCUCAAGUGCUACUUCCGUGCGAUGA